GUAGCCACUCAAAUGAUAUUUUAAGCCAUCUUUUUUCAAGAGGAAAAAAAAAAGGAAUGCCCCUUGGUUCUUACCUUAAAACGCCAUUUGUGAUUGUGCCUAAAACGCAACAGUAAAAGUCAGUCAGCAGAAAAAUGGCGAACUCCGAUGAAGCAAAGCUCGAACUGUUCCUCCAAUGGUUACAGGUUAAUGGAGCAGACCUUCGAGGUUGCACGAUCAAGCACAGUGAUUUAAGCAAAGGAUGUGGACUUUUCUCUGCGAACGAUGCCUUUGAUGGGGUUCUAUUAGUCGUUCCCCUAGAUUUAGCAAUCACUCCAAUGAGGGUUUUGCAAGAUUCUCUUUAUGGGCCAGAAUGUAGAGCAAUGUACGAAGAAGGUGAAGUAGAUGAUAGAUUUUUGAUGAUUUUGUUCCUCAUGGUUGAGCGGCUGCGUGAAAAUUCUUCAUGGAAACCGUACCUUGAUGUGCUUCCUACAAGUUUUGGGAAUCCACUUUGGUUUACUGAUAAUGAGCUUUUGGAAUUGAAGGGUACCACACUUUAUCGAGCAACUGAAUUGCAGAAAAAUUCAUUGCAGUCAUUGUAUGAAAAUAAAGUGAAGAAAUUAGUUAAUAAAUUGUUGACUCUCGAAGGGUUUUCAGUAAGGGAGGUGAGCUUUGAAGAUUUCCUAUGGGCAAAUUCCAUUUUCUGGGCUCGUGCCUUGAACAUUCCAAUGCCACAUGCUUAUGUAUUUCCUAAAAUCCAAGAAGAGGUUGGAAGUGACUCCUUGACCGAAGAAACUACUGAGGUUUCAACUUCUACUGUCUCUGAGGUGCAGUUGGCUUGCACUAAGAAUGAAGAUGGAUGUGAAGAUCAUCGGAUGAUUGAUAACACAGCUGGAAAAACAUUUGGGUCUUUAAAACAAGAAACUGUGUGGGUGGAGGGCCUUGUUCCUGGUGUUGACUUCUGCAAUCAUGAUCUGAAAGCAAUGGCAACAUGGGAAGUUGAUGAAAUAGGAUCCACUACUGGAGUUCCUUUCUCGAUGUACCUCCUCUCUGCCAAUUCAAGGUCUUCUGGAAUAGAGGAGGUCUCAAUCAGUUACGGUAACAAGGGGAAUGAGGAGCUCCUUUAUCUUUACGGAUUUGCCAUUGAAAAUAAUCCAGAUGAUUAUCUCAUGGUACACUAUCCUUUAGAAGCGAUCCAGAAUGCUUUCUUUUCUGAUUUGAAGUUACAGCUCCUUGAAGUACAGAAGGCUGAAAUGCGAUGCCUUUUACCAAGAAAAUUGCUGGAUCAUGGAUUUCACCCACCAAACACCUCAAAUAUCAAAGAAAAUGUGGUCUGCAGCAACAGAACUUGCAAUUACAGCUGGAGUGGUCAGCGCAAGUUACCUUCUUACUUGGACAAGCUGAUAUUCCCUGAGAAAUUUAUAACUGCAUUGAGAACUAUAUCUAUGCAGGAGGACGAGCUUAUGCAGGUUUCAUCUUUACUGGCAGAGAUUGUUGGACCUGAAGAGGAUAAGCAGCCCACUGACAUAGAUGUCCAAGCAGCUGUCUGGGAAACUUGUGGUGAUUCUGGAGCCUUGCAAUUGCUUGUUGAUCUUCUUCAAAAGAAGAUGAUGGAUCUUGAAGAAGGCACCGGAACUCUGGACAGCGACACAAAGCUGCUAAAAGAGGUCCAAGUGAUUGAAAGCACGAACACAAAUGGCUCGUGUCAGGAAUCUGCAAGCAGAGAAUCAGAUGACAGGAAGCCACAAAACUUGAUGAGCAGGAACCAAUGGUCUAGCAUUGUUUAUCGCCAUGGUCAGAAGCAGCUAACCAGUCUAUUUCUAAAGGAGGCAGAACACGCUUUGCAAUUGUCAUUAAGUGAGCAAAACUGAACAUCUUUUUACUAUCUAUUCAGCACAGUUUUAUAUGAUAGUUAGGUUUCAUCUUUUUCUUUGUAAUUUAAAUGCAUGAGAAUUUCUCUCUUUUUUUUUUUUUCCUGAUCAGGCUUAGUAAUCUUAUAUUUAUAAAAAUUAUUUGCAGCGUUUCAAAAUAAAAAACUUACUCCAGAAUUAUUACUGGCCAUAA
Benincasa hispida (wax gourd) is the source of this 2043-nucleotide messenger RNA. RefSeq names its product SET domain-containing protein. NCBI's taxonomy places the organism in Eukaryota, Viridiplantae, Streptophyta, Magnoliopsida, Cucurbitales, Cucurbitaceae. Gene Ontology annotation, molecular function: protein-lysine N-methyltransferase activity. The record is from RefSeq and is a predicted model, not a curated record. Gene Ontology annotation, biological process: peptidyl-lysine monomethylation.